Messenger RNA from Arachis ipaensis, 1208 nucleotides. The record is from RefSeq and is a predicted model, not a curated record. Lineage: Eukaryota; Viridiplantae; Streptophyta; Magnoliopsida; Fabales; Fabaceae.
AUGGAGGAAGAGAAGAUAUCAGAUUACAAUAGAGGAAUAAUUGGGGCUGGGGGUGGUGGAAAGAAAGAGAAAGUGGUAACUGAGAAUACGCUUUGUAUUUGUGAGCUGAUAUGCUUUUUUAUUAUCAGGUACUCGGUAGAACAAUUAUUUGAUGUUGUUGCAGUUGUUGACUUCUACCAUAGGAUUGUCCCCUGGUGUCGAAGGUUGGAAAUACUUAGGCACUAUCCAGAUGGAUCAUUUGAUGCUGAGUUGGUGAUUGGAUUUAAAUUCCUUGUUGAAAGUUAUAUUUCUCAUGUUGAAUUGGAGAGACCAAAGCAUAUAAAGACAACCGUUUCACUAGAUACACUGUUUGAUCAUUUGAUAAACAUAUGGAAAUCCAAUCAAGGCCCAGUUCCAGAGACUUGCAAUCUUUAUUUUUUGGUAGAUUUGAAGUUUCAGUCACCACUUCACAGUCAAAUUGCAUCUAUGUUCUUCAAGGAGGUAGCCUCUAAGAUGGUUGGUUCAGCAUUGUCCUUUGAUAUAUGGACCAGAAGUGCGGGUCCAUGAAAGGUCAUAUGGAAAAAGGGCAUAAUUUAAUUGGUUUGAACAUCAAUUUCUUGCCUCGAAUAGGGCUAAGGUCAAUUUACAGGUUCAGCUUUAAUCGGAAAGGUUUUUUAUUGUGUGCCGCCCAAUGCUGAAUGAAUACGAUUAAUCAUUUCUGUUUCUAAUACCGGUGAUAUUUGUAAUUUGUGUAGAUAAAUUCUACAAUACACUCUGUACAAUCUUAAAAAUGACCUGAAUUUAACAUGAAUUUUUCUUUUCCUGAAAAAAAGUGGCCUGGAAUGGAAAAAAGCUAUCGCAUAUCCCUUCUUGGUUUAUGUAAAUAGGACAUAUAUAUUUCUUCCUAAUGACAUACACACACAAGUUAUCGUAUUACUAGUAAUUAAAUAACAUCCACAGGCACUGUAGACCAGUAGGCCUGAACUAUUAUUUAAAUCUAUAUGCAGUGAAAGGUUUUGGUCAAAUAUAAACAAACGAGACGUACAAGGUUAACAAGAAAAAAAAAUAUUUAUUGAAACCCCCUGAAGGGUCUAUGAGAAAUUGAGAAUCACUGACUAAGCAAGUGUUCCAAUUAAGUGAAAUAUAAUCACAUGGCUAAAAUAUUUUGUGGUCUACAAAAUUAUGUUUAAAGAACUUGUGUCAUGUAGAACUAAUUUUGCAUGAGUGAU